Molecule: messenger RNA, 1397 nt
Organism: Glycine soja
Lineage: Eukaryota; Viridiplantae; Streptophyta; Magnoliopsida; Fabales; Fabaceae
Exons: 7
Coding region: 199-1059 (286 amino acids)
Source: RefSeq, a predicted model, not a curated record
AAUAUUUCCGUGGCACAAACAAAUUUUUUAGCAUUUUUUGUUUUUUUCCUGCAAAGAUCAAUGUCUUCAGCAUUUCUAGUUUCUCUCCCACCAAUAAUGGAGUCCUGUUGUUGAAUGAUCGACCAAUAAAAACAUCCCUGUGUUCGAAAGUUUCAGAAGAAAAGUGCAAGCUUUGCAAGUUUGAAGGGUAUUAUUAUUAUGGCACAGUUCACCACGCAGGGUCGCCUGAAGCUGCUCUUGAAUGGGGAGGGUGUGUCUUCUGUUUUGGAGCACAAGGACCCUUUUCUCUACAAGUGCAGAUCAGUUCAGACCCACAAGAGAAGAACAAGGUACGCAGGUUCUUCUGCCAGAAUUUACUAUGCAUCAACAUCAUCUCUGAGUAGCAAAAGCCACCGUUGUAAUGCGGAGGCACGUCACACUUCUGGCAAUGGGAGUGUUCAUGAUGAAUAUGAUGACAUUGAUGAUGAUGAGGAUGAGGAUGAUGAGGAGGAGGAGGAUGUGUUUGACCGAGAUGGCUUGUCUUGUUUCCGGGGUUUGGUGUUGGACAUAGCUUACAGGCCAGUAAAUGUCGUAGGCUGGAAACGUGCUAUAUGUUUGGAGUUUAUGGAGAAGGCAGAUGUACUGGAGUAUUAUGCUAAGACAGUGAAUUCCCCCAGUGGAUCUUUCUAUAUACCAGCUGUCUUAAGGGUUCCUCAUUUACUUCAGGUUGUUAAAAGAAGAAUAAUCAAGAACAAUCUUAGUCGGAAAAAUAUACUAUUUCGGGAUAAUUACACCUGUCAGUAUUGCUCUUCGCACGAGAAUUUGACCAUUGAUCAUGUUGUGCCUGCUGCACUAGGUGGAGAAUGGACAUGGGAAAAUCUAGUGACUGCUUGUGCCAAAUGCAACUGCAAAAAGGGUAGAAAAACUUUAGAGGAAGCAAAAAUGAAGUUGAUUAAGCCCCCAAAGGUUCCAAAGGACUAUGACAUUCUUGCCAUACCUCUAACUGCUGCAGCUCUAAGGAUGCUGACAAUAAGAAAGGGAACACCAGAAGAAUGGCGUCAGUAUCUAAGGUCUCCUUGAGUUAAACUUCAGUGGUAGUUGUAUAGUCCUGUAUGUCAUGUCAUUCACACUAAUUUAUCCUUGACUAGUGCAACCAUCUCAUUCUAAAUUUGAAUUAUUCACCCCAAAAAAUUUAGAACGGAUUAUCUUGCUUCCAAAAUAUAGUAAUGGGGCCACAUUGUAUUGUCUUUAGUGCACCCACAUUCAAUUUCACAUUUGAUGAGAAUGCAGAGUUGGUGCAAGAUCCGUACUAGCAUGUAAUGCAUGCCCUGAGCAAAAACUAAACAACAUACACGCAAACGGUUGAUACUACUUUAGUAAGAGUAAUGCUGCUUACAGAAGUUUAAAUUCAAAUGCAA